This is a messenger RNA of Theobroma umbraticum, 1604 nucleotides long. RefSeq names its product HXXXD-type acyl-transferase family protein (gene CER2). Gene Ontology annotation, molecular function: acyltransferase activity, transferring groups other than amino-acyl groups. NCBI's taxonomy places the organism in Eukaryota, Viridiplantae, Streptophyta, Magnoliopsida, Malvales, Malvaceae. The record is from RefSeq and is a predicted model, not a curated record.
GGCUUCUGGCUUCCGCGGCCAAUGCUCUCCUCCUGUUCCUUGGAUAACAAUUAUUUCCGUUUGGAAUAAGAUUCUCUUCUCUAUUAACUUAUUCCAUUCAAUGGUGUCAGCAGCCCUGGAAAGCCCAGUUUCGGGCCGAAGGCUCUCAUCCGUGGUGCCUGCCGAAGUAACAGGCGACAACAAGGACUUUGAGCUCUCGAACAUGGACUUGGCGAUGAAGUUACAUUACAUCAAGGGUGUUUAUCUCUUCCAAAGCGAAGCAGUCCGGGGGGUGUCGGCCAAGGACUUGAAAGAACCAAUGUUUCGAUGGCUGGAAUUCUACUUCACUGCCUCGGGGAGGAUUCGGAGAUCCUCCGGAACAGGCAGGCCGUUUAUUAAAUGCAACGAUGCUGGCGUCCGAAUUGUUGAAGCUCACUGUGAUGGCAAGACUAUUGAUGAAUGGCUGGCAACCAAUGACCAUUCUCUUGAUCAUUUGCUUGCACAUGAUCAAGUCCUUGGUCCUGAUCUGGGAUUCUCCCCUUUGGUUGUUCUGCAGUUCACCUGGUUCAAGUGUGGGGGCAUAUCCAUAGGGCUAAGCUGGGCUCAUGUAUUAGGAGAUGCAUUUUCAGCUUCAGCCUUCAUCAAUUUGUGGGGACAGAUCAUGGCUGGACAAGUUCCACCAAAGUCUCUCCAGGUCCACAAUCCUGAGAAGUCAGAACUCCCAACUUCUGUUUCCAGAAAACCUCUUUCCUUGAAGAAGGUUGACCCUGUUGGUGACUGCUGGCUAACUGCCAAUAGCCACAACAAGCAAACUUACUCUUUUCAUGUCACUGCGAAACAACUGCACCACAUGGUUUCAAGUACUCGUGAUCCAAGCCAAACAUAUAAUAUCUCUCAUUUCGAAAUCCUUUCUGCUAUGAUAUGGCAUUCAUUAUCGAAAAUCAGAGGAGAUAUGGGGCCAAGGAUUGUUACAAUUUGUUCGAAUAAUUCCCUCAUUAGAGAAAAUGAAAUGCCAAGUAACGGUAUGAUAUUUAGCACAGUGGAAGCAGAUUUCUCUGUCUCCAAGGGCGAAGUAACUGAACUGGCGAAGUUGAUUGCUGAAAAGAGGAUGCCUGAAAAUGGUCUGAUUGAAGAAUUAUUAAGAGAUGAAGCAAGAUCAGAUUUUAUAGUAUAUGGAGCAAAUUUGACAUUUGUAGACUUGGAAGAAGCAAAUCUUUACGGACUAGAACUCAAGGGGAAGAGACCAAUGUUUGUAAAUUAUACAAUCAAUGGAGUUGGUGAUGAGGGAACUGUUCUGAUUCUCCCCGGCCCAGAAAAAGAAGGUGGCAGCGGGAAGAUCGUGACCAUGACCCUACCCGAAGAUCAACUGGCAAAGCUGAAGAAUAUACUUGGAAAUGACUGGAAUAUUGCUUAAGCCAACUUAAAAUUUCAGAUUUGGUUUGAAGAAAGUGUUAACUUUUGGGUUAUAAUAAUGGGAGAUGCAUGGGUCUGUCUGGUAGAACUAAGAUAUUUCUGGUAUGUUUGUAAGCAAAUAAAUUGAUGUUGCCACUUCGAUAAAUUAUGAAUAAUCAAAUCAGUCACCAAUCACCAUUGGCUUUAGAAAGCCAGGAAUUGUGAGUUCAAUA